This is a messenger RNA of Pteropus alecto (black flying fox), 4050 nucleotides long. It is a transcript of the gene BIRC2, whose product is annotated as baculoviral IAP repeat containing 2. Lineage: Eukaryota; Metazoa; Chordata; Mammalia; Chiroptera; Pteropodidae. The record is from RefSeq and is a predicted model, not a curated record. Gene Ontology annotation, cellular component: nucleus; cytoplasm. The transcript has 9 exons. Bases 1745 to 3541 code for a protein of 598 amino acids. Gene Ontology annotation, biological process: regulation of apoptotic process.
AGGAUUUCCCAAGAUUCAAACUCGGCUCACGGUUUGCCACGUCCCCCUCGAGAGAAUGUUAGGGACAGAAAGAGAAAGAAACGUCAAAAGUACGCAAACCGCGAGAAUAAAUAACAAAAUACCAGGUUGUUGGGGAUGGUCCCGCUUCAGUCCGCGGGCUGACCAACUGCCCGCAGUUGACCACGCGCGCGGCACAGCUCUGCGACCUCAGACUCCCCGGCGCCUCGCGCGGCGGUGACGCAGUCCCGGCAGCGGCGCGCUGACGUCACCGCGCGUCGGCUUGUUCCCUGUCAGGGCGCGGGGCUUCGGGAUCGCUGAGCGGGAGCUGGCAGGGGACCGUCUCCCGCUGGCAUCGCUCCUGUCGGGUGUGUGGAGGAGGCCGCCGGGCCGCAACGCCGUUAUAGGUGUGCUGCCCUUGCAGUGAGAUUUACAGCCCUGAAGAGACUACUUUUUCCCCUCAUUUUUUUUUUCUGCUGAAGCAAUAAAUCCCAUUAUGGAGACCCAGAAACUUUAUAAAGGGAUAUAGUUUGAUUUCUGUGGAGUGUAAUUUUGUGUAUGAAUUGUAUUUUUAAAAUACGAAGGGUUUUCGUAAAGAAGGCUAGUAUUAAUUACUGGUACAUUAUGCAUAAACAGUAAUUCUUUUGGUAAUACAAUAUUUUAUUAAGCAUUCGUGAUAACACUAGAAAGGACAAGCUUUAUCUUGAUAAAUUGAUUUAUCUUUAGUUACACAAUGAAUAAUAUAGAUGCAUGAUCGUUAAGACAGGUUGAUUUUUAAAUGCAGUGUAGAAAGUUUCUGUGGAAAUUCUAUUAACUAGUUUUUGGAGAAAGUACCUUCGAUUGAUCAACUAUAAUAAAGUGGUAUGCCAAGUUAGGAAAUGGAAACAUAAUAAUUAACAAAGAUAGAAAAAUUAGCAGUUUCUGAGCUUUAAGCAAAAUUCAUUUCUCUUGACAUCGUACACUCUGUAACAGGUAUAGGUUCAACAAAGUUUGUGUGUUAUCAUUCCCAAAAGUUGUUAGCUGAAACUAAUAUAGUCCACUUAAGUAAAAACCGAUGAUAAGCUGUGUGAAAUUAGCCUUUAGAUACGUGUGCCCAUAUGAAGACCUUAAUUCUUGUUUAUUAGAUUAACAAGAUUUUUUUUUUUGAUAAUCACAUUAAAGUACUUGUAGAGAAAGAAGCCUCCAUAUAGUUUUUUCUUAUAACAAAAUUAGUAAGUAAUUGGCUUGAUAUUCAGGCUUUGUAGCUUGUAACCAAAAGCAAAUUAAAAGUAUAAUUUAGGUACUAUAUAGUUGUUUAGAAUUUUGAGAAUAUAAACUUUGAAAAGUCAAGUCUUUUUUGAACAUUUUCAGAGGUGUGUCAAUUUCUUUCAGGCCAUUAGCUUAGUAUUACACCAAAGAAUGAGCCAUUAACACUUGAGUUACCUAAAAGAGUUAAUAUAAUCUCAAAGAGUACUAAAGAGUAUUUUGGUAAUUUAGAAGCGAUAUCCAUUCCACCUGAGUGUAAAUCCAAUAAAGGAGUGUAAAUCCAAUAAAGGAGUGAAUUUCAGGUGCGAAUCCAAUAAAGGAGUGAAUUUUACAUAAGUAGGAGCCUAUCAUUUGAUUGUUUUUUAUAGUAAAAAUCUAGUGUGAAGAGAUGAGAAAUUUCAUGUGAAGGUUUCUAUCUAUCAAAAAGUAAAAUCACUCAUGCACAAAACUACCUCCCAACGACUUGUCCCAGGUCCCUCAUAUCAAAAAAAUUAACAGUAUAAUGGAAGAUAGCACCAUCUUGUCAAAUUGGACAAUCGGCAACAAACACAAAAUGAAAUAUGACUUUUCAUGUGAACUCUACAGAAUGUCUACGUAUUCAACUUUCCCUGCUGGUGUUCCUGUCUCAGAAAGAAGUCUUGCUCGUGCUGGUUUUUAUUACACUGGUGUGAAUGACAAGGUCAAAUGCUUCUGUUGUGGCCUGAUGCUGGAUAAUUGGAAACAAGGAGACAAUCCUAUUGAAAAGCAUAAAAAGUUGUAUCCUAGCUGUAGCUUUAUUCAGAAUCUGGUUUCUCUUACUAAUUUGGAAUCCACCUUUAAGAAUAUUUCUCCGAUGAGAAACAGUUUGACACAUUCAUUAUCUCCCACUUUGGAACAUGGUGGCUCAUCCAGUGGUUCUCAUUCCAGCCUUUCACCAAACCCUCUUAAUUCUAGAGCAGUUGAAGACUUCUCCCCAUUGAGGACUAACCCCUACAGUUAUGCAAUGAGUACUGAAGAAGCCAGAUUUCUCACUUACCACAUGUGGCCAUUAACCUUUUUGUCACCAUCAGAAUUGGCAAGAGCUGGUUUUUAUUACAUAGGACCUGGAGAUAGGGUAGCCUGCUUUGCCUGUGGUGGGACACUAAGUAACUGGGAACCAAAGGAUGAUGCUAUGUCAGAACACCGGAGACAUUUCCCCAACUGUCCGUUUUUGGAAAAUUCUCUAGAAACGCUGAGGUUUAGCACUUCAAAUUUGAGCAUGCAGACACACGCAGCUCGACUGAGAACAUUUAUGCGCUGGCCAUCUAGUGUUCCAGUUCAACCUGAGCUGCUUGCAAGUGCUGGUUUCUAUUAUGUGGGUCACAAUGAUGAUGUCAAAUGCUUUUGUUGUGAUGGUGGCUUAAGGUGUUGGGAAUCUGGAGAUGACCCAUGGGUAGAACAUGCCAAGUGGUUUCCAAGGUGUGAGUUCUUGAUACGCAUGAAAGGACAGGAGUUUGUUGAUGAGAUUCAAGCAAGAUAUCCUUAUCUUCUUGAACAGCUGUUGUCAACUUCGGACACUCCUAGAGAUGAAAAUGCUGAUCCACCAAUUGUUCAUUUUGGACCUGGAGAAAGUUCUUCAGAAGAUGCAGUCAUGAUGAAUACACCUGUGGUUAAAGCUGCUUUGGAAAUGGGCUUUAGCAGAAGCCUGGUAAAACAGACAGUUCAGAGUAAAAUCCUAACAACUGGAGAGAAUUACAAAACAGUUAAUGAUAUUGUGUCAGCACUUCUUAAUGCUGAAGAUGAAAAAAGACAAGAGGAGAAGGAGAGACAAACUGAAGAAAUGGCAUCAGAUGAUUUGUCAUUAAUUCGGAAGAAUAGAAUGGCUCUCUUUCAGCAAUUGACAUGUGUGCUUCCUAUUCUGGAUAAUCUUUUAAAGGCCAAUAUAAUUAAUAAACAGGAACAUGAUAUAAUUAAACAGAAAACACAGAUACCUUUACAAGCAAGAGAACUUAUUGAUACUGUUUUAGUUAAAGGAAAUGCUGCAGCCAACAUCUUCAAAAACUGUCUAAAAGAAAUCGACUCUGCAUUAUAUAAGAACUUAUUUGUGGAAAAGAAUAUGAAGUAUAUUCCAACAGAAGAUGUUUCAGGUUUGUCACUAGAAGAACAAUUGAGGAGAUUGCAAGAAGAAAGAACUUGUAAAGUGUGUAUGGACAAAGAAGUUUCUAUUGUAUUCAUUCCUUGUGGUCAUCUGGUAGUAUGCCAGGAAUGUGCCCCUUCUCUAAGAAAAUGCCCUAUUUGCAGGGGUAUAAUUAAGGGUACUGUCCGUACAUUUCUCUCAUAAAAAAAUAGUUUAUAUGUUAGCCUUUAUGUAAAAAACUUUAAAAUAUUGUUGAACAUUUGACGCCAUCUAAAGUAAAAAAGGAGCUAUUGGUUCUUUAAUUAGUAACAUAUGUGUUCUACCCUGCUUUGGUACUAGUAAUGUUGUUUCAAAAAGUUGUAUUGUAUAUUGUAUUUAAUCUUAAUCUCUGUUUAUAUGAAAGGGAAGAUUUAUGUUUGAUGGGCUAUUUUGUGCACAUGUGUGAACAUAGAAAUUAAAGAAGUAGUCUCAGUGCUAUUAUGUAUAAUUUCAGGAGUGACUGAAUUUGGUAUUCUUUCUGAAAGCUUUGAGUACUACAUUAUAGUAUAGUUUAAAAACUGGAAACUAGGAACUCUGGAGUUUAUCAGUUAUGGUGUUAGAUUUUCUUUGGUGAUUUUCACUUGUGUAGUAAAAUAAGACUUUUCCUUUAACUGGUAAAUAAGCUUUUCUCUGAUUUGUGAGAAACAUCUUAAUAAAGUUCUUUAAAAAGACUA